Messenger RNA from Brachypodium distachyon (stiff brome), 2531 nucleotides. RefSeq names its product glucose-6-phosphate 1-dehydrogenase 2, chloroplastic. The record is from RefSeq and is a predicted model, not a curated record. Lineage: Eukaryota; Viridiplantae; Streptophyta; Magnoliopsida; Poales; Poaceae. Gene Ontology annotation, molecular function: NADP binding; glucose-6-phosphate dehydrogenase activity. The coding region runs from base 268 to 2058 and encodes 596 amino acids. Gene Ontology annotation, cellular component: chloroplast stroma. Gene Ontology annotation, biological process: glucose metabolic process; pentose-phosphate shunt, oxidative branch. The transcript is spliced from 10 exons.
UUGCGUUUCCGUCCCCAGCGGUUCAAGUAUUUUAUUCCUUCCUUCCUUCGCCCUUCGGCGAUCUCAAGAGCCCCUCCACCCCAAGUCCCCAGCUUUGCCUUUGUCUCUUCUCCUCUUCCGCCUUCGAUAUCCCCGAUAAAACCUCCGUCUCCACCCUGCUCGCCUCACUCCCUCCCUCGACCAUUCCCCCCAUCUGCGUCCAGCCCAGCCCCGCCUCGUCUUCUCCGAAGGAAGCAGCCACAGCCAGCCAGCCAGCGAGGAGGGCCGAUGGCGCUCUCCUGCAUGAGAUGCCCAGCGGCAGGCCCCGCCGCCGCCGCCGUCGCCCGCCGCGGGGCGGGCUUGCCUCCGCCGCCGUCUUCCCUCGCGCUCUCCUUCGCCAGGUACAGCGGCCGGAGAUCGACCGCCGCCGCUGGGUGGCGCAUCGAAGCCGUCGCCGGGAAGGGAGUGAAAGAUCCCAUGGAUACUAGUGUGGAGAACGCUGUCACACCUGCUGCCCCGUCAAAGGUGGAAAAUGGCACUCCUUCAGCAAUCACUCUGGAGGAAUUUGAAGACUUGAGCGCUCUAUCCAAAAGUGAUGAAUCUUCUGUUAGCAUCACUGUAGUUGGAGCAUCUGGUGACCUUGCGAAGAAAAAGAUUUUUCCUGCCCUAUUUGCUCUUUAUUAUGAAGAUUGUCUUCCAAAGCAUUUCUCCAUCUUUGGCUAUGCACGGAGCAAAAUGACAGAUGCUGAACUGAGAGACAUGGUCAGCAAAACAUUAACGUGCAGAAUAGAUAAAAGGGAAAACUGUAGUGAGAAAAUGGAAGAGUUCCUGAAACGAUGCUUCUACCAUUCCGGCCAAUAUGAUUCAGAAGAAGAUUUCGCAGAGCUAGGCAAGAAGCUUAAACAACAUGAGGGUUCCAAAGUUUCUAACCGUCUUUUCUACUUGUCAAUACCUCCAAAUAUAUUCCUGGAUGUCGUAAAAUGUGCAAGCAAAUCAGCAUCAUCUGUGAAUGGCUGGACAAGGGUAAUUGUUGAAAAACCCUUUGGCCGGGAUUCUGAAUCUUCUGCUGCACUAACGAGAGGUCUGAAGCAGUACCUGGUAGAGGACCAAAUAUUCAGGAUUGACCAUUACUUGGGAAAGGAGCUAGUGGAGAACUUAUCUGUUCUUCGGUUCUCAAAUCUUGUUUUUGAGCCUUUGUGGUCAAGACAGUAUAUAAGGAAUGUGCAACUUAUAUUCUCAGAAGACUUUGGCACUGAAGGGCGAGGAGGGUACUUUGAUAGCUAUGGUAUUAUCCGAGAUAUUAUGCAGAAUCAUCUUCUUCAGAUACUAGCCCUAUUUGCAAUGGAAACUCCUAUUAGCUUGGAAGCAGAGGACAUACGAAAUGAAAAGGUUAAAGUCUUGCGCUCCAUGAAGCCCUUGCAACUGGAAGAUGUGGUAAUAGGACAGUAUAAAGGUCAUACAAAGGGUGGUACCACAUACCCUGGGUACACUGAUGAUAAGACGGUUCCCAAGGAUAGUCUGGCUCCAACAUUUGCUGCGGCUGCACUCUUUAUAAAUAAUGCGAGAUGGGAUGGAGUUCCCUUUCUCAUGAAGGCUGGGAAAGCUUUGCAUACUAAACGGGCUGAGAUUAGAGUACAGUUCCGACAUGUUCCUGGAAAUCUCUACAAGGGGUGUUUUGGAACCGAUCUUGACAGGGCAACAAAUGAGCUUGUGAUACGUGUGCAACCUGAUGAAGCUAUUUAUCUAAAGAUUAACAACAAGAUUCCUGGUCUCGGUAUGAGACUAGAUAGAAGUAACUUGAAUCUUCACUAUGCAGCAAGGUACUCGAAGGAGAUACCAGAUGCUUAUGAGAGGCUCUUGCUUGAUGCCAUAGAAGGAGAGCGAAGACUUUUCAUCCGCUCUGAUGAGUUGGAUGCCGCAUGGGAGCUCUUCACACCCCUUCUAAAAGAAUUGGAACAAAAGCGAACUGCCCCUGAGUUAUACCCUUACGGAAGCAGAGGACCUGUAGGCGCACACUACCUUGCAGCAAAGUAUAACGUCAGAUGGGGUGACUUGAGCUCAGAGCACUACAAGGCAUGAUACACAGGAUGGUUUUAUUUUUGUGAGGAUUUUGCUAUUAACAUUUCAGUAAGGCCUGCAGCGGCAUACCCGGUUAGUGGAGCUGAUGCAAGAAACAUGUCAGAGAAUAAGGUGAUCCCAGUUUGCUAGGUUGCAUGCUUGUUGUCCAUUGAUCAUUAAUAUAUUUGUUAGCACGAUUAGUACGGGUUUCGGCAGAGCUCAUCUUCUCGGUUCAUUCAGUGAUCCGGUUGCCAGGUUGAUCUUCAAUGUACCAUUUGGUGAUCCAGCUGGGCUGUUAUCACAUUUGCACAAAUUUUCUGUAAAUGCAAAAGCUACUGCUUCAUGUUGCCUUUUGUUCUUUGGCUUAGUUGUAUACAGUUAUUCAAAAGCUGGCUGCCGAAGAAAAAUGGACCCUAGCUGCUGGUGCAGGUUAUGGGUGGUAACCUGUCUUAUUUUGGACAAUUUCAGUGACAAAUUGAGGCUCAGUUAGCGAA